Messenger RNA from Laetiporus sulphureus 93-53, 516 nucleotides. RefSeq lists its product as uncharacterized. The record is from RefSeq and is a predicted model, not a curated record. The coding region runs from base 1 to 516 and encodes 171 amino acids. The transcript is spliced from 3 exons. NCBI's taxonomy places the organism in Eukaryota, Fungi, Basidiomycota, Agaricomycetes, Polyporales, Laetiporaceae.
AUGCGCUCGCCCACCUCUUCCGUUGUUAUCCCUUGCCGUCCAACUCGCCCUCGCCCAUACCAGCCGUGCAUCUCGUUCAUCUCCGUGUCGCAAGGAGUAGGUCAUGGCUCGCGAACGGCCCACCGUAUCGUCCGCAGUACUUCACCAGCCUCUCUGCGCUGGGGACGCGCCGCUACGAUGGAAGACGAAGGCCAUUCCCUGCGCUGCAUGCGCUCGCCGCUGACGCAAAUGGACCCAGCAUGGACCAUAACUCGACGCGACGCACAGGAAGUGCCAGGAAACGUUUCGAACGUCUCUGCGCUCAACACCCUGUUUGCGUCGACCUCGCGAGAUGUAUGGAUGCCCCGAGCGUACCGCCCAUGCAGGGGAGAGGUUGGCUGUGCGGAUACAGCAAUUGACGAGGUGCGCGGCGAGACAUGGCCAGACCCGUUGCAGCCAUCGUUCGUGCUUAUCUGCAUGGUAUUCGGGUUGCAUGGCCUCACCGCUCACGCAAACAGACUGCAGAAUGGACCGUGA